UCUCAGAACAUCAGACGCUUGUGCAAGUGCUGAAUGCUUCCGAGAUGAGGUAUCUGCUGCUUUCUCUCCUGAUCCUGGCCCUCUUGAGGACCUUCUGCGAGGCUCGGUGCUGGAGAAAACCCGUAGGCAAAAAUGGUUGCAUUAAACAUGGAAAGUUACACCAGGUUCACACUGUAUGGAGAACGAACGAUUGCGAAAGAUGCGAGUGCAAACCAGAAGAACUGGUUUGCUGCAGCCAAGUGUUCACGCCUACCAACUACGACAAGAAGAAAUGUGUUCCCAUGUUCCACAAGCCCUCCUGCUCGAUCCACGUAGUGAAGAAAAACAACCCUUUGGAGUUCUGCAAGGUCUUUGCUGGGGUCGGUUAGCACAUGGCUGUGGGUUUCUGUAUCUUCACAGGGCCAGGAUGAUGGUGAAGGCCCUAGAGUGAAAGAGUUCUUCAGCGGUAGUUGUGGAAUCACAGGUCAAUCCACUCCUUCCACCCAAAUAAUCUUCCGUGUUACCAUUUCUGACAGUCUGUAUGACUAAAGAUGGGUUCACCCCGUUUACCCAAUUAUCGUUGGAGUUAUCGCUAGAUGGCUUUCUCCCUCAGAUGAGUGGAUCUGCUGUCAUGGAUCACCCAAUCUUUUCUCCUCAGCCAGUUACCAAGUUAUGAAAACAACCCAUUCGUUCAUCUGAAAUCAUUGGACUAUUUAACCGCAACUUGUGCAACCACGUACAUGUUUGUUGU
This is a messenger RNA of Eublepharis macularius, 730 nucleotides long. It is a transcript of the gene MSMB, whose product is annotated as microseminoprotein beta. The coding region runs from base 45 to 368 and encodes 107 amino acids. The transcript has 4 exons. The record is from RefSeq and is a predicted model, not a curated record. NCBI's taxonomy places the organism in Eukaryota, Metazoa, Chordata, Lepidosauria, Squamata, Eublepharidae.